Messenger RNA from Cottoperca gobio, 1428 nucleotides. RefSeq names its product pre-mRNA processing factor 38A (gene prpf38a). The record is from RefSeq and is a predicted model, not a curated record. NCBI's taxonomy places the organism in Eukaryota, Metazoa, Chordata, Actinopteri, Perciformes, Bovichtidae. The transcript is spliced from 10 exons. The coding region runs from base 87 to 1022 and encodes 311 amino acids.
UAUUAGUUCAACUGUUUCCGGUGGUGGGCUGCAGUUUGAUGCUGCUGCUGUUUCCAUGCUAGCACAGUUGCUUAUAUUUCAUUCCAAUGGCAAACAGAACUGUUAAAGAUGCAAAUAGUAUACACGGGACCAACCCGCAGUAUCUGGUGGAGAAAAUCAUCCGGACUCGAAUUUACGAGUCUAAAUACUGGAAGGAGGAGUGUUUCGGUCUGACCGCUGAGCUGGUUGUGGACAAAGCCAUGGAGUUGAAGUUUGUCGGUGGAGUUUUUGGAGGAAACAUCAAGCCCACUCCCUUCCUCUGCCUCACUCUGAAGAUGCUGCAGAUUCAACCUGAAAAAGACAUCAUCGUUGAGUUCAUAAAAAACGAAGAUUUCAAAUAUGUUCGUCUACUCGGAGCGAUGUACAUGAGGUUAACUGGCACCGCAGUGGAUUGCUACAAAUACUUGGAACCGCUGUACAACGAUUACAGAAGGGUCAAGAGUCAGAACAGAAAUGGAGAGUUUGAACUGAUGCAUGUGGACGAGUUCAUUGACGAGCUUCUUCACUCAGAGAGGAUGUGUGACAUCAUUCUGCCUCGACUUCAGAAAAGACACGUCCUCGAGGAGGCUGAGAUGUUAGACCCACGUAUCAGCGCUCUAGAGGAAGAUCUGGAUGAGGUGGAGAGCAGUGAAGAAGAGGAUGAGGAAGAAGAGAAGCCGGAGAGACUCCAGACCCCUGAGCCCCACAGGCGCCGCGACGGUUACCGUGACAACGACCGACCUCGUCGCUCACCGUCGCCUCGUUACAGACGCAGUCGCUCACCCAGACGGAGGAGCAGAUCUCCAAAGAGGCGAAGCCCAUCGCCCCGGAGAGACCGCCAUCGCAGCAAGAGCCCCCGCCGACACCGCAGCCGGUCCAGAGACAGACGCCACCGCUCCAAAUCCCCCGGUCAUCACAGAAGCCACAGACAUCGCAGCCACUCAAAGUCCCCAGAGAGGAGUUCAAAAAAGAGUCACAAGAAGAGUCGAAGAGGAAACGAGUGAUGUUUCUUAUAUAUCUUCCCUUUUUAUUUUUUACCUCCAAACGGUCAUAGAACUUGCUUCUAAAUCUUGUACGAAAUUUGAGUUUUUUUAAUUUUAAGUUUACAAGUCAUUUCCAUUUUCGAUGUUGGACCACCGACAUGUCUAAGAUUUUACAAUGUAAAGCCCUCCGGUCUCAGCAGUGUGUAUGGACAGUAUAUAUUCACUCACUCCAUCUGCAGCCUUUCAGCCUCAUUCUCACACCCUCUGAGAGAGAGCAAUCUUACAGUACGCCCCGUCUUCAGAUACUUACGGCUAUUAUUGAUAACUUUUGGAUCUGUGUAAAUGUAGAAAAUGUGUUUCUGUAUGUUAAGAAUGAGUUUCACACUCUGACCUGACAUUUGUCAGAAAUAAAGACCCUGAUUCCUUA